This is a messenger RNA of Trematosphaeria pertusa, 1743 nucleotides long. Its product is annotated as FabD/lysophospholipase-like protein. The record is from RefSeq and is a predicted model, not a curated record. Gene Ontology annotation, biological process: arachidonate metabolic process. The transcript is spliced from 5 exons. The coding region runs from base 1 to 1743 and encodes 580 amino acids. NCBI's taxonomy places the organism in Eukaryota, Fungi, Ascomycota, Dothideomycetes, Pleosporales, Trematosphaeriaceae. Gene Ontology annotation, cellular component: membrane.
AUGGCCGCAGUGCAGAAUAUGGCGCAGAGCACGUCAACCUUGAUUGCGUCACAGCAGAGCUCGACGACGUUGAUACCAUCGCAGCAACCCGGAGAUGGCCACACUCUUGACAAUACAGGUUACUGCCUGCUGUCUCUGGAUGGUGGCGGUGUCCGAGGCCUCUCGACCCUCUAUAUCUUGCAAAGCAUCAUGAAGCGCCUGAACUUUAUGCGCGAAGAGGCUGGGCUGCGGCCGAGGAAGCCGUGCGAGAUUUUUGAUCUCAUCGGUGGGACGAGCACUGGAGGGCUCAUUGCGAUCAUGCUCGGCCACCUGGAGAUGUCCGUCGAGGAAUGUAUUGCAGCCUACACCAAGUUAAUGCGGCACAUCUUCGAAAAGAAGAAGAAUCGCUCUUUCGUAAGCAAGAUGGGACGCGUGAAGGCGCGAUUCUCGGCAGAGGCGCUCGCCGAGGCCAUUUCAACGGUUAUCAAAGACCGUGGGAGAUCGGUGAACGAGAAGUUCGAGAACGGAACGAAGCCCCGAUGUAGAGUCUUCGUCUGCACCAAGUUCCAGAAGACGAAUACGAUAACCCGUCUACGCAACUAUCGCGUGCCCGUGGGCUCUGACAACCAUCCCACCAUCCUUGAAGCUGCGCUUGCAACCUCGGCCGCCCCAACCUACUUCUCUGAAGCUAGCAUUGAAGGAAGCAAGUUCGUUGAUGGCGCCAUUGGAGCCAACAACCCCGCGGUGCAGGUCGAGGAAGAAGCUGCCGACCUCUGGUGCGAAGAGACAGGACAGGUGCAGCCGCUAGUCAAAUGCUUCAUCUCAGUCGGCACUGGACAUCCAGGGAUCCGCAGCGUCUCCGAUAAGGGGCUCAAGCACUUCUUGGAGACGUUGCAGAAGGAGGCAACGGAGACGGAACACACGAACCAGCAAUUCAUGGGCCGCUGGCGGGAUCACGAAGCGAAAGGCCGCUGCUUUCGGCUUAAUGUUGACCAUGGACUUGCGGAUGUAAGGCUCGCUGAAUUCGAAGAGGAGGGGCUGAUCAAGGAUGCAACGUCCGCAUAUUUGGAGAGGAGGGCAACAAUAGUCAUGGUGAGCAAAUGUGUGGACAAUCUGAGGUUGAAAGAAUAUGAGCCCACCGCGGAGUUCAAUAGAAGAUUGAGGGAGGACCUGCACGCGCGAGGGGACCCACCGCCGUACCAGUCAGUGGCAAGAGCUACGCCAUCGGAAAUCGCGGAGCUCAUCGACCUCGGCAACCGCCAUCUCAAAGUCGCCCCAGACCGCAUCACACAAAACGACCUCCUCAAAGCCCGCCAGUACUUCUCCCAAGCCCUCCUCUACCGGCGCAACGACCCCACUACCUCCCCCAAACAAGUCGCGCGCCUCUGUCAAAAACUCAUGGAGACCUCCCUCAGCCUGAGCAUGAAAGCCCGCGACCCCGUCCAACGUAAAGAGUGCGCUGAUCAAGCGCGCGAGUACGGCGAAACCGCACUGGAUAACGUUCUGCAGGGCGGCGACGCGUGCAUGGUGGCGCAGGUGCAGUUUCUACUGGCGUGUGUGAGUGUCUGGAAGGUGUAUUUGGCGGCGAGGGGAGCUGGGGUCGAGCCGCGGAGUCAUCCGGGCAGGCAGGGUGUGGAGAUGUUGAUGGGCGAGAGAUUAGAGGAGCUGAAGAGGUUUCCGAGGUUGGAUAUGGAGGUCUAUGAGGCGCAGGCGGGGAAGUAUCUGGGGUAUUUGAAUAAGCCCAGGCGGUUGGGGUGGGAGUGA